Molecule: messenger RNA, 1008 nt
Organism: Hydra vulgaris (swiftwater hydra)
Lineage: Eukaryota; Metazoa; Cnidaria; Hydrozoa; Anthoathecata; Hydridae
Product: nascent polypeptide-associated complex subunit alpha
Biological process (GO): protein targeting to membrane
Cellular component (GO): nascent polypeptide-associated complex; cytoplasm
Source: RefSeq, a predicted model, not a curated record
UAAACUAUAUUCAAUAGAUUGGCUUUCGCAUGUGAUAAUCAAAAGCUUUACGCAGCUGCAUUCUUUAGACGCCAAACAAAAUGGUUGUUGUCGGUGCUGUUGUCCUGUAAACAUCCUUGUCUAUCUUUUUCAUCUUUAUAAAAAGUUAUUCAAAAAAUCAAUUAAAAUUUAAGAAUGACGGCUGAGGUUGAAAAGCCGCCCAGCGAAACAAAAUCACCGAUUGCAGAGAUCGUUAAUUCAGUCGAGGAUGGGCUGAAAAGUAAAGUUUCUGCAUUGCCAACAGAAUCAUCAGAAGUGACAGCUACAUCUGAAACUGAUAGUGAUAGCGAUGAUGAUAUUCCUGAACUAGAAAGUGCUGGUAAUACUCAACCAACUGAUGCUUUUUCUGCUGCUCAAGAGGAUCCUGUUAGUAAAUCCAAACAAAGCCGCAGUGAAAAAAAAGCAAGGAAGGCCAUGUCCAGGCUUGGAUUAAAAUGUGUGACAGGAGUUACUCGUGUUACUAUUAGAAAAUCAAAAAAUAUACUUUUUGUGAUAAAUAGACCUGAUGUAUAUAAAAGUCCUGCUGGAGAUACUCAUAUUAUUUUUGGAGAAGCUAAGAUUGAAGAUUUAAGUCAACAGGCACAAGUACAGGCUGCAGAAAAAUUCAAAGCACCUGAACCAGUAAAUGCCAGUGCAGCAGAAUCUAAGACAGAGCUUGUCAAAGCUGAAGAAUCAGACGAUGAAGAGGUUGAUGCAACUGGUGUUGAAGAAAAAGACAUUGAGUUAGUUUGUCAACAGUCGAAUGUGUCACGAAACAAAGCUAUUAAAGCUCUUAAAGCCAAUGACAACGAUAUUGUUAAUGCAAUUAUGGAGCUGACAAUGUAAUUUCACUUCAAUUUUUUACACAUAAUGGUUCGACUUUUAUACUGUUCGUCUUGUGAAAAGACGUCUUGCUAAAGAAUCAUUAACUGUUUUUGCUAUGCCCAUGUAACAUAAAUCUACGUCAUAUACGUCAAUAGUUUGUUAGAA